AUGCCUCAAUCUGAUGCAACCAUUAUCGUGACAUCUUUUUAUGAUCUCGAAGCACUUGAUAAAAAUCAACAAGUAUUCAAGUUUUCAGAACUGAAAGGAAAAGUGGCGUUAAUUGUUAAUACGGCAUCCAAAUGCGGAUUCACACCACAAUUCGCUGGUCUUGAGAAGUUAUAUCAAAAGUAUAAGAAUGAUGGAUUGGUGAUUAUGGGAUUUCCAAGUGGUCAAUUCAAUCAAGAAUUAAAUAACCAAGAAGCAAUCUCUGAAUUUUGCCAAGUAAACUAUGGUGUCACAUUUCCAAUCAUGGCUAAAGUCGAGGUAAACGGUGAUAAUGCCUCCCCCGUUUACAAUUAUCUUAAAAGUCAGAAGGCAGGGUUAUUUGGACUUCGACGUAUCAAAUGGAAUUUCGAGAAAUUUCUGAUAGAUCGUAAUGGUAAAGUUGUGCAGCGAUAUGGAACACGUAGAUUCACAAUUCAAGACACUGAAAAAAUUACAUGGUCAGAAUUCGAGAAACGUACUCGUGAUUUAUUCAAACUACCCUCUUGGACUCCAUUCACUCUCUCGUAUACUGAUGAAGAAGGAGAUAAUAUCACCUUAUCUACGGAUUUUGAACUUGAACAAAUAAACAAUGCGGUAUCAUCUGUAUCAAAUACAAGCUUGAUAUCGGAUACUUUUGGGAUCGAUGAGAUUCCUUCGUUCGCGCGUAAUAAAAAUGGCGUCUCUUCGUUUACACGUAAUAAGAAGAAAGAUAUUGUAGUAUUUGACAAAGAGGAGGAAGGAGAUGAAUUUGUCAAUAUUGAACCUACUUUUCAUCCUACAAUUUAUACAACUCCGAUUGACACUGAACAAAAAGAAAAAGAACCUAUUAAAGAACUUAUUAGCAAAAAUAAUGCUAUUAUAGAAGAAGAAUCAAAUAUGGAAAAAAGAUCCAAGGAUAAUGACAAAUUUGAACAACUGUCUCCAUUACCAUCACAUGAUCAACAAACAUCUCUUGCAGAAGAAUUUCAAACCGACCAAAGACAACAAGUUCCGAUAUUAACGCAACAAUUUAAUCGUACUUGGAUGCAAUAUCGAUCACCUCGUGGAAACAGUAAUUAUUGUGGUCGUCCUCAAGCUGGCUCUAUUUUGUCAUCUCGUUGGCGAAAUCACAAUGCCGAUAAUGAUAAAGGAAGCGGAUCAGGAUCAGGAGGAGCAAAGCAAGCGUACGGACUUUCACCAAAUGAAAUGAAUUCAAAAUUAGAGGCAUUACAUGCGAUGGGAUUCGGAAAUGAUCUACAGAAUAAAGAGCUGUUGUAUAUGUAUAACGGAAAUGUAGAAUCGGUGGUUGAAGAAAUACUUGUGAAAUCUAAACGCACAGAACAAUAUAAGUAA
This is a messenger RNA of Ambispora leptoticha, 1368 nucleotides long. The record is from the annotation of a GenBank genome assembly. Lineage: Eukaryota; Fungi; Glomeromycota; Glomeromycetes; Archaeosporales; Ambisporaceae.